AAUUUUAAGCAAAUAAAUCAUGGAGGAAUCAAAAACAGAUAUGGACGAUUACUUACAAACUCAGAGUGAUAAAAAGUUAGUGAAUACCCCCACCAAGUCAUAUGCAAUGACCACUGAUUACGAAUUUGGAAGGCUUAGUAUCAACCACCAGGCUAAUGAAAGAGACGAAUACUUAAAACAACGACUUGAAAGGAUCAAAGUCAUGAGAGACUUUGACCAGUCCAAAGACAUACACGAGUAUGAUUACACAGAUGUUAAGAGAAGAGGAGAUGGCAUCAUUUACCGCAAUCGACCCCAAAAUUACUACACAAAAUAUCAGCCUAACAGUCUUAAUGAAGAGGAGGAAGUAGAAAAGACAAAUAAACUUGGCCUAAGCAGAUAUCUCAAGCUCUUAAGUGAGGAAAAGAUAAAGGAUAAUAAUGUUAGUCCUGAGGACUUGGAUGCACUUAAGAGACUCUCUAGAAAAUAUAGAGACUCUCUCCAUUACCAAGAAGGCGAUGAGCUGGAAGAACGAGAGGAAAAUAAACGCUCUGAGAUUGAUAAUUCAGUGGAAAGGGAGCCAAAAGAAGAAACUAAAGAGUAUAUUACUGAAACGCCAGAGAAUUAUAAAUAUCCUAGCCCAGAUUCUAAAAAUGAUACUUUUAAAAGGUACUUACCUUUCUCUGAUUCUCCAAGCAAUGUGAGUUCUUUCAGAAAAUCAAAUUUUAAGCCAACCAAAAGUAACAAAAUAACACCUAAAAGAGUGCAUUAUGAAGAGUCUGCUGAAGAAGAUCCAUCUGAAGAAGGCCCAUCAGAAGACCCCAGAUUUAUGCCGACUCAGACUAGAGACUUGGGUGAAACUACCAAAUUCGACGUCAGAAGUCCAGCUGACACAAUUCUUCACCAAAUGGAGCAAACUGAAAGAGAAGAUUUUCUGGAGACCAUUGAUAACUACAAUGAGUCAAAGGCUUACUACCUUGAUGAUGGCACAUUGUACUUCACCAAUGGGCCAUUUUAUAAAGAAGAAAUGCAUUCAAGAGUUGAAAGGCACCAUAAAGAAUUGAUCAGAAACCCAGAUAAGCUAACAAAUCUAGUACCUGGGUUCUAUAAUGUCUCAGGAGGAUAUCAUAAGUCUCGAGAGGAAAGAAACCAGGAAUUCAUCGACCAAGCAUAUUAUGAUGUUUGCAUCAGAGGCUACCUCAGGAAUAGAAAAAGGUACAGAACUUCCUAUCCAAUCUAUGGUGAAAAUCUACAUGAGCCCAGGAGCAGCAACAGAGUUAUCCUGCAUGACCCCCAGAACAUCAGAGGUGGGACAAAAAUGUACUCAAACAUCACCCAAAAAGAGGUUGAGGAAUCUUUUGCCUAAAUCAAACU
This is a messenger RNA of Moneuplotes crassus, 1353 nucleotides long. Lineage: Eukaryota; Ciliophora; Spirotrichea; Euplotida; Euplotidae. The record is from the annotation of a GenBank genome assembly.